GCCACCCCAACAUGAAGAGCUUGAACAGCCAAUAUAUGGUCCUAUUACCCAUCGGCCACGGUGCAUUUGGCUCUGUGAAUCUGGCCUACCAUCGCCUCACAGGCAUGCCGGUGGCAAUAAAAUUUAUAGAUAACGUUGAAGAACACCUCCGUUUCAUAGUAUCAGAGAUGGGGGUCCUUGAAAAACUGCACCAUCCUAACAUCAUUCGCCUCUUCCAGGUGCUGGUAACACCAAAGCAAAUCUGCUUCAUUACUGAGUUUGUCCCAGGAGGAGACUUGUUCCAAAAAGUAGUAGAGAAGGGCAGGCUGCAGGAGGAAGAGGCACAGAAAAUAUUCGGGCAGAUCCUGUCAGCCAUCAAGUACUGCCAUGACCUUAACAUCGUGCAUCGAGACCUGAAGCCCGAAAACAUCCUAUUAGAUGCAGAGGGCAACGUGAAGCUGGCAGACUUUGGUCUGGCCACCAGGUGGAGAGCUGGAACUCUACUGCGAGAGCAAUGUGGGACCAGGACCUUCAAUGCCCCAGAACAGGUACUGGGAGAGGGCUAUGAUGGGAAGAAGUCAGAUGUGUGGAGUCUGGGUGUGCUGCUCUAUUAUAUCACCACUGGGUACCACCCCUUCCAAGGAAACACCAUGGAAGAGAUUGAGGGGAAGAUCAUCACAGGCACCUACAACAUCCCAGAUCAUGUGUCUGGGCAACUGGAAAAUUUAAUUCACCAAAUGUUGACAGUUGUCCCAGAGAGGAGGCCCUCCAUUGAAGACCUACAAGAACACCCAUGGGUCAUGAAGUGUGAGGAACACAUCCCACAGGAGACAGUUUUAAAUCUAAAUGUCCUAGACACACUCUCUGACCUUGGGUUUAACAUGAAAGACGUUUUGGACUCCUUGAGGAAUAACAAAUUCAAUGAGUUAAUUGGGACAUACCUAAUAAUGGAGGAGCAGUUACGUAAGGGGCUGCAGCUUCGGCUUGGCUACCCCACCUCAGUCAAGCCUAUGGAUACUGGCGUUGUGUCUCCUGCAUCCCCAGAAUAUCCCUCUAUUUCUGGUCCUCUGAUAAAACGGAGGGCCAGUGAGCCCACCCUUGGUCUCUUCCACCGCCAGCUCUCACAACAGCACCUGCAUGUUGUGCCAACAGCACCAGGGCAGAAGGCAGCCAGAAGUGCCUCCAUGCCUGCACGUUGUCCCAGGAAGAAGAGCUGGACUUCCAGCUAUGGCCCCCUAUCCACAGCUGCAACUUGCUCAAGUGUCUGCAGCAGCAUUUCUGAACAGGAAUCACUCCUGUCAAAUGCCACAGACUCAGAAAUGGAAAGUGAACUGCCACCUCAGAGCAGCGGGUGCUUCCGGAGACUCUGCAAGACAAUCAGGGCCUGCCUCUCAAGAUUAUGCUGCUUCUCAGGGGGGCCAAAGACACAAGGCAGGACUAUGUUCAACAACAAAGUGGCUCCCCUGAGAGAGGAAGGGUGA
Messenger RNA from Onychomys torridus (southern grasshopper mouse), 1460 nucleotides. Its product is annotated as putative sperm motility kinase W. Gene Ontology annotation, cellular component: cytoplasm. The coding region runs from base 12 to 1460 and encodes 482 amino acids. The record is from RefSeq and is a predicted model, not a curated record. The transcript has a single exon. Gene Ontology annotation, biological process: protein phosphorylation; intracellular signal transduction. NCBI's taxonomy places the organism in Eukaryota, Metazoa, Chordata, Mammalia, Rodentia, Cricetidae. Gene Ontology annotation, molecular function: ATP binding; protein serine/threonine kinase activity.